This is a messenger RNA of Drosophila navojoa, 427 nucleotides long. RefSeq lists its product as uncharacterized. Lineage: Eukaryota; Metazoa; Arthropoda; Insecta; Diptera; Drosophilidae. The record is from RefSeq and is a predicted model, not a curated record.
CAGAUUUGGUUCAAAAUUCGUGUAGUAAGCACAUAAAAAGUUUUGUAAAAAACUUACAUUAUUUUUUUGUUAGGUGUUCUCCUCCUAAAAGCCGCUCAGCACACACAAAAGCUAUAACCAAAUUUCAACGAAUAAUAUAUUCUGAUAUUGCCCGAAGAACUUUAAUUUCACCUAUCUUUUAAACAAUGUGCUGUGGUCCGGCUGGAUGGUGUUCAUUCUGUGGCCCGCCGUGUGGCGGACCCUGUUGUCAAUCCUGUUGCGUUGAGAUGUGUUUCUCGCCCUGCACCCCGGCGUUUUUGCAAUGCUCCUUCUGCUGUGGCUGUUGAACGACGGCAGACCUGAUGGCCCCUGGCGUCGGCUGUUGACUGCCGAGGAGCCAAUGGAUCAAUCUGUUCCACCGUCUGCUUCGAUCAACAAGAAUAAUGCA